This is a messenger RNA of Acaulospora colombiana, 605 nucleotides long. Lineage: Eukaryota; Fungi; Glomeromycota; Glomeromycetes; Diversisporales; Acaulosporaceae. The record is from the annotation of a GenBank genome assembly.
UAACCGACUCGGUAAUACUUGUUUCUGUGGCUCCCCAUAACCGCGCGUCUAACCGUAUUUCGCAGACUAUAAUUACUUGUUCCGGCGGCAAGGGUGACCAGCUUCGUGCUAUUAUAGAAUAUAAAGAGGAGAAGGUGUUAUUUACAAGUAUACUCCUGGAGCAGAACAAGAUGCAUGGACCAAAGUCAAGCAAGUUCCGAAGGAUCUUGUCGUCGCGACGUUUGAUGGCUGUUGGCGCAAGACAAUCAAUUGGAAGAAGGCGGGAGUCUUUCCUUUUAUUGGAUCUUGCAACUCUUGCCGUCGUUCCCAAGAGUGUCCGCCCGCUAUCUGAACAGCUUCCCAACGAAUCUCGAAAAUUGUGGGAAGGUGUGACGAGCAAUUUGUUAAAGAAGGAAUAUUCGGAGGCAACACGUAUUAAACACACAAUUGAGCAAAAGCAAAGAGAUAUUGCUGCUGAACGACGAAGGACAAACAAUCCAUUCGUGCCUGUUUAUUUCGAUCCUGAUAUUUCUUCGGGUGCUCCUGUUCUCACCACAGAAGGACGCAAGGUUGUGGAUGAGAUGCUGAAGAGCCCUCAACAGGCGGCUACCACGACAGCUGAAUAG